ACAAAAAUGGCGACUUCCGCUGAUGUUCACGUCCAAAUUUGUGUUCAACAAAUGAUCAAAUUUGACCUCCAAGUGAAAGAGAACAUUCAGUCCAUCCGAGAAUGUUGUGGGCCUCAGAGUGCACUCGUGCAGCUCAACUGUCAAGUCAAAGAAAAAUUCAAGCAACUCAGACGCACAAUUCAGGAGCUGGAGCAGAUGGCGCGAGAACAGGACAAAGAAUCGGACAGAAUUUCUAUCCAAGCAGAGGCUGACAGCCAAAGAAGACAAAUGAUCAGUAAUCAGACGGCGUGGAGAAAAGCCAACCUGGCGUGCAAAGUGUCCAUGGACAAGAUGGAGAAAGAUGAGCUACUGCGUGAAGGAGAUGGAGCAGGAGUCAGGAGCAGAAAAGCCACCAAAGAAAGCCUGGUUGAGAGCAGCAGUAACAUCACCGAGAGCUUAAUGUCCAUCAGCAGGAUGAUGGCGGAGCAGGUUAAGCAGAGCGAGGACAACAUCGGCACCCUGGCCACUUCCUCCCGCACGGUGCAGGAGACCAACGAGGAGUUUCGGAAUAUGACGGGAACGAUCCACCUGGGCAGGAAGUUGAUCCUCAAGUACAAUCGGCGAGAGUUGACAGACAAGCUUCUCAUCUUCUUGGCGCUGGCGCUCUUCCUUGCCACCGUACUCUACAUCCUCAAGAAGAGACUCUUCCCCUUCCUUUAG
Nerophis lumbriciformis (worm pipefish) is the source of this 699-nucleotide messenger RNA. The record is from RefSeq and is a predicted model, not a curated record. NCBI's taxonomy places the organism in Eukaryota, Metazoa, Chordata, Actinopteri, Syngnathiformes, Syngnathidae.